Messenger RNA from Linum tenue, 171 nucleotides. The record is from the annotation of a GenBank genome assembly. Lineage: Eukaryota; Viridiplantae; Streptophyta; Magnoliopsida; Malpighiales; Linaceae.
AUGCCGGUGGAAGGUUGGACGACGCCGUUGACAAGGAGGUUGUUGGGCGGGCCGGGAUCGUGGCCGCCGCGGUGCACGUCGAAAUGCGGGAAGUGCACACCGUGCAAGCUAGUGCACGUGCCGAUGCCGCUGGGGACGCCGGUGACGGCGGAUUAUUACCCAGCAAUGUAA